AUGAAAGAAUUAUUUAAUAGAUUUUAUUUUUAUGAAUUAAAUGCUGGUUCAUUAUUUUCAAAAUGGUUUUCUGAAUCGUCUCAUAAUUUAUCAAGAUUUUUUGAUGAUAUAACACGAAUAUGUUAUGAUCCAUUAACAUUUGUUAUUAUUCUUAUUGAUGAAAUUGAAUCAUUAUCAAUAUCUCGAAAAUCAUCAUUAUCAUCAAAUGAACCAUCAGAUAUGUUAAGGGUUGUUAACACACUUUUAACACAAAUUGAUCGUUUAAAAUCAUUUUCAAAUAUUCUUAUAUUAACAACAUCAAAUUUAAUUGAAAUAAUUGAUCAAGCUUUAAUUGAUCGAUCGGAUUUAAUUUUAUUUAUUGGACCACCUUCAAUUAAAACAACAUUUCAUAUUUAUCGAGCUUGUUUUCAUGAACUAAUUGAAAAAAAUCUUAUUUAUUCAAAAUUUCAAGCAGAAGAAUUAAAAGAUAAAUUAUGGAAUUUAGCUAAAUUAAGUCAUGGACUUAGUGGAAGAACUUUACGAAAAUUACCGAUGAUUGCUUUUUCACAUAUUCAACAAUGUGAUCAUUUUAUUCAUCCUGAACAACUAUUUAAAGCCAUGCAUCACCAAUUAAUAUAUCAGAAAAAUACAAAUAAUUAUUUACAACAAUUUGAUAAUCAAUAA
Molecule: messenger RNA, 663 nt
Organism: Rotaria sp. Silwood2
Lineage: Eukaryota; Metazoa; Rotifera; Eurotatoria; Philodinida; Philodinidae
Source: the annotation of a GenBank genome assembly